AGGUAAAUAUUAAACGCGGAUUGCCCGCGUGUAAUAUGCAGGUGAACUCUCUAACCUGUUGAAGUACAAUAGCGGUUCUGUUCAUCUGUAGUGCAUCUGCUUCCUCACUUUGCUGUGAACUUGCAGAAAAAGCUAAUGACCAGACCGUACCGUUGCAGCUGAGAACUCUCAUUGGGGAACUUUUGCAUAUAUCUCUUAGUUUUAAGAUGCGGCGAAGUAGAUCUAAAGAGCUUGAUGCGGAAUAUUGCUGCAAGAUUCGAUUGUUAGAUGACUCGGAACUAUCGUGCGAUUUUAAGAAAGAUGCAAAGGGAGAGGAUGUGUUUUCAUUUGUCUGCAAAGAGAUGGACCUGAUUGAAAAGGAUUAUUUUGGACUCAGAUAUGUUGAUAACAGCAAGCAAAGACAUUGGCUUGAAUUGAACAGAGAGCUUUCAAAGCAGCUGAAAAAUACAAGACAGCCAUAUAUGUUUUUCUUCAGAGUAAGGUUCUACCCAACUAAUCCCUCAAAACUUCAUGAAGAGAUAACAAGGUACCAGCUGUUUUUGCAAUUAAAAAGAGAUAUUCUCCAUGGAAGGCUUCUUUGUCCUUUUACUGAGAUUACGGAAUUGGCUGCGCACAUUGUUCAAGCUGAAGCAGGAGAUUUUGAUGAAACUGAGCACCAAGGGAAUUACAUCAGUAGUAUAAAACUUUUACCAAGGCAGACGGAAAAACUAGAAGAUAGAAUAGCAGAAAUCCACAAAGCCUUGAGUGGAACGACGCCCGUGCUGGCAGAGGAAAAGUUUUUAGAUAAAGCUAAGGAAAUGGAUCUGUAUGGAGUCGACCCACACCCUUGUCGAGACCAGGACGAUGCUCAGCUUUAUCUUGGACUCACGCCUCAAGGCAUACAGGUUAUACGAGAUGCAAAACGAGUUUCUGGUUUUCCUUGGGGUGAAAUUCACAAGGUCACAUAUGACAGCAAAGCUUUUUACAUACAGACCCUAAAAGACAAGAAAAAGACAAACUACUCGUUCAAACUGAACGAUGCCCCAGGUUGCAAACAUCUUUGGAAAUGCACCAUUGAACAGAUGGCCUUUUAUGGUGGGGAUUCAGUAAAAGCUCAACACGCAAAGAGAUCGACGUUAUCGCCACAGAAUCUGUUCAAAAGAAAAAAAUACACUUACAGUGGGAAAACAGAAUCUCAGAUCAACCUUGAAGUUGAGAAGAUCCAUAGAAUCCAGCCUAAUUUUUCAAGAACACCGAGCAUCCGCAUGGUGACAUCACGGAAAACCAGUGCACAGCAGAGCCGCAAUUCUUUUGCGCUUGAUGACCGUGCAUCGCAGAUUUUCUCUACAACUGAGUCUGGACAACGAGACCUGAAUGUCUCAAAUGGAGAUGACGAUAAAGAGAGGGCAGAUGAGAGGCAAGUCGACCACCUCAAAGAAUUCGAAACUAGCGAAUUCCCGCCAGAACCGCCAUUGGAUGCGUCACGCACCUCCUUAGCGGUCACGGAUGAGGAUCUCUCUGAAAGCGACCGCUCGCCAACCGGUCCUAUGGAAUCUGCGGAAGAAGACGAAAUCAGACCUGAAUGCGAUGAAAAGUCUGCUGGAGAAGGGGCACGAGGAAUUAAACUCUGGAGAAAAUCAUUUUUGAUCUUUAUUAUUUUAGGUUUCAUAGCCCUGUUCCUAGCUCUUUUGAUUGAAAUGAAAUUGAAUUUUACGAGACGUGGUUAGUACAUUUAUGGAAAACUAUUUCAUAAAGAAUGUAGAGAUAAAUUAUAGCAUAUAGAUAAGUAGUUACGGAAUCCGGAAAGAGUGGGGGUUGCACGGAUAACAACUGUUAGAAAGGAGAUUGAAAACAAAAGAUUUACAUCAACUACACCAAAAACUAUGCCCUACUUUAUUGUUUUCUGAUGAAAUCUGACAAAGUUUUGUUUAUUGACCAAAGAAAGGAUGAAAAAUUUGCUGUAUUCUAAAUAGGCAAGUUGACGAAAUCAUUGAGUCGAAAUCGAGGCAUUUUCAUUUAAUGUUUCCCCGAUCUGACUGAUUCGAUGUGGUUGCUAUGAUUCCUCUUAGAGCCGAUAAUCGUUUUUAGCGUAGCAAAAGGACAUUCUACACAAGCGUUUUUAUGUGAUUUUGCCAAAAUUGACUAUUGCUUGGAAUUUCAAUCUGAAUUUUGUUUAUUAACAUGUUAAGGUAGGUUUAUGAUAACGUGGAAAAGAACAAAUUUGUAUUGUCUUGAUAUAGGUAGAGUACACUUCCAAAAGCUUAGUCCAGUAGUUUACUGAUGAUAUUUCCCGAAUUUAACUUCUGAUUAUUCAUCUUAAACAAAGAAGGAACAAGGCCAUGCAUAUCAGGGAGCCAGAGGGUAGUUUCCCCUAGAAACCCUAAAUUUUGAUGUUUGUAUAACCUACUGUUAUAAAAGCAAUUAAUUCAAAAUCCUUGAAAAAGUGCAUCAAUUUGAAGAGUAAAAAUGAAGUUAUUGAGCUGUCUAAAACUAUCUUUUGUGUUUACAUAUGCUAUGGCUCAUGACAUAUCCCUAUACACCCUUCCAAUAUUACGCCCACUGAAAUGUACCAGUGUAUGACUUUGAGAACAUAGUAUUUAUGAAAUGCUAAUAUCACGAUGCAAGAUAUUCUGUAUUAUUGUUGGCUGCAAUUUGAGAUAAUUUUAGUGUUUUAUUGUCAUUAUUGCGAUUAUCUGUAGAAAUUCGUUAUAUAUCACGCAAUAGUUAUAUCUGUGGCUUUUUUACAUUAUUUUCUUCCAGUUGAAAUGAAAGCCUUCAAGAAAUUGUUUUUAAAAGUUUAAUUAAAAGAAAUAAAAGAAGAUGCGAGAACUGUCAUCACUCUUCCUUUUUGAGCAAAAUAGGCAUUUUUGAAUCACAGUUAUUCACUGAAAGUAUUAUAUUUGCAAACGAUCAUAAGCUGCAUUACCUUCAUUUCGUUUUCUUUGAAGGUUAAAAAGUUUAGAUGAGCAAAAUAUGUAAUAUUGGUUGCUUAUAUGUAAUACGUCCUGGUGUAAUAAAAAAUUAAGCAGUUUUGAGACAUAUUGGACAAAGAAUAAGAUAAACAUUGGAUAGAUAAAUAUAACAAAGAGUCGUGUUGUUGAGAAGUCUUGAAAAUGCUCAGGGCCUACUUUGCCACUGGUCUUGGGUAGUGACGGCUGUUUUUCAGUGCAAUGCGUCUAAGGUACCUUAUCCGUAUCUGGUUUGCUCUGUCUGAAUUCUGCUGCCGAGAAUUCUGCUUAAAUUCUAUCCUUUUUCCAAUUUCUUCCAAAUUUCUAUCUUAUCAUCUUUAAUACUUAUCUUUUCAUAUCUUUCAA
Molecule: messenger RNA, 3293 nt
Organism: Rhopilema esculentum
Lineage: Eukaryota; Metazoa; Cnidaria; Scyphozoa; Rhizostomeae; Rhizostomatidae
Product: FERM domain-containing protein 5
Biological process (GO): actomyosin structure organization
Cellular component (GO): cytoskeleton
Source: RefSeq, a predicted model, not a curated record